UAAUCCGCCGAGUGGCUGGCAAGCCGGCUGCCGUGCCCUCGCUUGAGUUACCCCACCGAGCAGUGUGCCAGUCGCCGACAUGACAAGUUCGGGAAGAGUACCCACGUGGCGGACACAAGUGUUAAGACAGGACACCCGAGGGUAGGGCAGAGGAGUAGCGACAGGGUGAAGGAGCAGGGCGAGGUGUGCAGAAAGGGAAUUAAAGGUACUUGUGGAAGGCUUCAGGACAAAAUGUUUCAUUUAAGGACUUGUGCUGCUAAGUUGAGGCCAUUGACGGCCUCCCAGACUGUUAAGACAUUUUCACAAAACAAACCAGCAGCAAUUAGGACGUUUCAACAGAUUCGGUGCUAUUCUGCACCUGUAGCUGCUGAACCAUUUCUUAGUGGGACUAGUUCGAACUAUGUGGAGGAAAUGUACUGUGCCUGGUUGGAGAAUCCCAAAAGUGUACAUAAGUCAUGGGAUAUUUUUUUCCGAAACACCAAUGCUGGAGCCCCUCCUGGCACUGCCUACCAGAGUCCUCUUUCCCUGAGUCGAAGCUCCCUGGCUACCAUGGCCCAUGCACAGUCCCUGGUGGAGGCACAACCUAACGUCGACAAACUCGUGGAGGACCACUUGGCAGUGCAAUCUCUCAUCAGGGCAUAUCAGAUACGAGGGCACCAUGUAGCACAGCUGGACCCCCUGGGGAUUUUGGAUGCUGAUCUGGACUCCUCCGUGCCCGCUGACAUUAUCUCAUCCACAGACAAACUUGGGUUCUAUGGCCUAGAUGAGUCUGACCUUGACAAGGUCUUCCACUUGCCCACCACCACUUUCAUCGGGGGACAGGAGUCUGCACUUCCUCUUCGGGAGAUUAUCCGUCGGCUGGAGAUGGCCUACUGCCAGCACAUUGGUGUGGAGUUCAUGUUCAUUAAUGAUUUGGAGCAAUGCCAGUGGAUCCGGCAGAAGUUUGAGACCCCUGGAAUCAUGCAGUUCACCAAUGAAGAGAAGCGGACCCUGCUGGCCAGGCUUGUACGGUCCACCAGGUUUGAGGAUUUCCUACAGCGGAAGUGGUCCUCUGAGAAGCGUUUUGGUCUGGAAGGCUGUGAGGUGCUGAUCCCUGCCCUCAAGACAAUCAUUGACAAGUCAAGUGAAAAUGGAGUGGACUAUGUCAUCAUGGGAAUGCCACACAGAGGACGACUGAACGUGCUUGCGAAUGUUAUCAGGAAGGAGCUGGAGCAGAUUUUCUGUCAGUUUGACUCAAAGCUGGAAGCAGCUGAUGAGGGUUCUGGGGACAUGAAGUACCACCUGGGCAUGUAUCACCGAAGGAUCAACCGUGUGACUGACAGAAACAUCACUCUGUCCCUGGUGGCAAACCCUUCCCACCUAGAGGCUGCUGACCCUGUGGUGAUGGGCAAGACCAAAGCUGAGCAGUUUUAUUGUGGAGAUACUGAAGGGAAAAAGGUGAUGUCUAUCCUGCUGCAUGGAGAUGCUGCCUUUGCUGGCCAGGGCAUCGUGUAUGAGACCUUCCAUCUCAGUGACUUGCCAUCCUACACAACUCAUGGCACUGUGCAUGUGGUUGUCAACAACCAGAUUGGCUUCACCACAGACCCUCGGAUGGCCCGCUCCUCCCCCUACCCUACUGACGUGGCCCGAGUGGUGAAUGCCCCCAUUUUUCAUGUCAACUCGGAUGACCCUGAAGCUGUCAUGUAUGUAUGCAAGGUGGCAGCUGAGUGGAGAAGCACCUUCCACAAGGAUGUUGUUGUUGAUCUGGUGUGUUAUCGACGCAAUGGCCACAAUGAGAUGGAUGAGCCUAUGUUUACACAACCACUCAUGUACAAGCAGAUCCGCAAGCAGAAGCCUGUACUGCAGAAGUAUGCAGAGCUGCUGGUAUCCCAGGGUGUCGUCAACCAGCCCGAAUAUGAGGAGGAGAUCUCCAAGUACGAUAAGAUCUGUGAAGAAGCCUUCACCAGAUCCAAAGAUGAGAAGAUCCUGCACAUCAAGCACUGGCUGGACUCCCCAUGGCCUGGCUUUUUCACCCUGGAUGGACAGCCCAGGAGCAUGUCAUGCCCCUCCACUGGCCUGGAAGAGGAUGUCUUGGCCCACAUUGGAAAUGUCGCCAGCUCUGUACCUGUGGAGAACUUUACCAUCCAUGGAGGGCUGAGCCGGAUCUUGAAGACUCGGAAGGAGCUAGUGACAAACCGGACUGUGGACUGGGCCCUGGCAGAAUACAUGGCAUUCGGAUCACUCCUGAAGGAAGGCAUCCAUGUUCGGCUAAGUGGCCAGGAUGUGGAGCGGGGCACCUUCAGCCAUCGCCACCAUGUGCUCCAUGAUCAGAAUGUAGACAAAAAAACCUGCAUCCCCAUGAACCACCUUUGGCCCAAUCAGGCCCCCUACACCGUAUGCAACAGCUCGCUGUCUGAGUACGGUGUCCUGGGCUUUGAGCUGGGCUUUGCCAUGGCUAGCCCUAAUGCUCUGGUUCUCUGGGAGGCCCAGUUUGGUGAUUUCAACAACAUGGCACAGUGCAUCAUUGACCAGUUCAUCUGCCCAGGACAGGCCAAGUGGGUGCGGCAGAAUGGCAUUGUGCUCCUGCUGCCUCAUGGCAUGGAAGGCAUGGGUCCGGAGCAUUCCUCUGCCCGCCCAGAGCGGUUUCUGCAGAUGUGCAAUGAUGACCCAGAUGUCCUGCCUGACCUGCAGGAAAACAACUUUGACAUCAAUCAGCUAUACGACUGCAACUGGAUUGUUGUCAACUGUUCCACCCCUGGCAACUUCUUCCAUGUACUUCGACGACAGAUCCUGCUGCCCUUCCGGAAGCCGUUAAUCGUCUUCACUCCCAAAUCCCUGCUGCGCCACCCUGAGGCACGAACUAGCUUUGAUGAGAUGCUUCCAGGAACCCACUUCCACCGUGUGAUCCCAGAAGAUGGCCCUGCAGCUCAGGACCCAAACAAUGUCAAAAGACUACUCUUCUGCACUGGCAAGGUGUACUAUGACCUCACCCGAGAGCGCAAAGCCAGGGGCAUGACAGAGCAGGUGGCUAUUACAAGGAUUGAGCAGCUAUCACCAUUCCCCUUCGACCUCCUGCUGAAGGAGGCACAGAAGUAUCCCAAUGCUGAGCUGGCCUGGUGCCAGGAAGAGCACAAGAACCAAGGCUACUAUGACUAUGUCAAGCCAAGACUUCGGACCACCAUUGACCGUGCCAAGCCUGUCUGGUAUGCUGGCCGAGACCCAGCAGCUGCUCCAGCCACUGGCAACAAGAAAACCCACCUGACAGAGCUGCAGCGCUUCCUGGACACAGCCUUUGACCUGGACGCCUUCAAGAAAUUCUCUUAGAUGCUCCUGGAGUUGAUCAGGCCAUGGCCCCCAUGUCCAUGAUGCUCUCUGCUUCUCAACUAAAGCAUAGUGCCUCAGCA
This is a messenger RNA of Peromyscus eremicus (cactus mouse), 3383 nucleotides long. It is a transcript of the gene Ogdh, whose product is annotated as oxoglutarate dehydrogenase. The transcript has 23 exons. The record is from RefSeq and is a predicted model, not a curated record. The coding region runs from base 232 to 3303 and encodes 1023 amino acids. Gene Ontology annotation, molecular function: oxoglutarate dehydrogenase (succinyl-transferring) activity; thiamine pyrophosphate binding. Gene Ontology annotation, biological process: tricarboxylic acid cycle. Gene Ontology annotation, cellular component: mitochondrion; oxoglutarate dehydrogenase complex. Lineage: Eukaryota; Metazoa; Chordata; Mammalia; Rodentia; Cricetidae.